This is a messenger RNA of Knipowitschia caucasica, 738 nucleotides long. Lineage: Eukaryota; Metazoa; Chordata; Actinopteri; Gobiiformes; Gobiidae. The record is from the annotation of a GenBank genome assembly.
AUGCAGGCUGUUCGUUGUUCAGUGUGUGCAGGCCGCAUCACAGGGGCUCUGACCAGCAAGAGAUUUACAAGUUCUGACAGUGGCAUACUGAGCAGACUGAAUCCUACCUCCCAGAAACUGCAAGAUACACCAAAAAACUCACACAUGAGCAAAGCCUCUCUCAGCGUCGGUCUUGGACUCUAUGCUGUUCCUUUCUCGCAGCAAGUUGAGAACCUCUCCUACGACUCUCUGAUCAGAAGAGCCGCCUCAGUGGUCACCGACAGCUCCAGCACCUUCCUCUCCCAGACCACACUUGCCCUCAUCGACUCUAUCACAGACUAUGCAAAGGCUGUCCAUACUCGUGUCGCUCUCCAAAGACAGUAUUUAGCCACUUUGGGAAAGCUGAGCCCGUCUGAAGAUGAUUCUCUUUGGCAGCUGAUCAACAACCAACGUGCAGAGGCUGCUGAUAGACUGAGCCAAUGCAAACACUACGAGUCAACUUGGAUAAACGCCAUGACUAUGUCCAAACUGGCAGCAGAGGCAGCUUAUGUCUCAGGAGCGGACCAAGCAUCUAUCACAAUAAGGACCAACAUCCAGCUGGCCCAGUCCCAGAUCGAUGAAGCAAAGAAAGUGUCGGCAGAAGCAGACAAAAACCUGGCUGAAACCAAAGCGGACGAAAUCCAGCGAAUGGCCGAGUAUCAUGCUUUUCUCCAGAACAGUGAACACGAGGUGCACGAGGCCUAUCUACGAGAAGACUAA